This is a messenger RNA of Folsomia candida, 602 nucleotides long. Its product is annotated as chondroitin proteoglycan-2. Gene Ontology annotation, molecular function: chitin binding. The transcript has 3 exons. The record is from RefSeq and is a predicted model, not a curated record. Gene Ontology annotation, cellular component: extracellular region. Lineage: Eukaryota; Metazoa; Arthropoda; Collembola; Entomobryomorpha; Isotomidae. Bases 81 to 548 code for a protein of 155 amino acids.
AAUUAAAAUCAUUCAAGUAUUUCAACCAUCAAAUAGAUUCAUUCAAUUAGUAAAUUAUAUUUCCUACAAAAGCUUAGAAAAUGCAAGGGCUCCAAGUUCUCGGAUAUUUUGCCAUAAUUGGCGCUGUAGUUUCUACCUCAAGUAUUCACUCGGCACUAAAUUCUUCCAAGGGACAAGAACCAAUUGGACCCAUCGACUGGAACUGUACCGGAAAUGGGGUGUUUCCAAAGCCGGAUAACUGUUCUCACUAUGUGGAAUGCUGGAUGAACAAUGCCAUACUUUGGCGUUGUACAGACACAAUGUUGUUUGAUUUGACCUAUAUGGGAUGCAACUGGCCUCAAUAUGUAAACUGCGGGAACAGACCUGGAGGACCAUUUAGGUGUCCAACCCCCGACGGGUACUUUCCAGAUCCAGAGUCCUGCUUAUCCUUCUACGUCUGUGAGCGUAGCAUUGCGUACAAAAAUUAUUGUCAGCCUGGCUUAUGGUAUAAUCCUAAUACGAGAGCUUGUGACUAUCCAGGUGAUUUCUGUAGCAUUGGAAAUCACUAAAGAUAAGUAUAUUAGAUUAGUACGAAAAUAAAUUUAUUCGAAUUUAAUGUAUAA